AAGUUUUACUUUACUUAUCUGCUGUGACCUUUAAUAACCACACACUGUGCUGUUAUCAUCUGAACACUGACUUCAUACUGUAUAUGCAUGUACUGUAUAUACCUGAUAUCUUGUGCUCAUAGGUACUUUUAGAGUUUUGUGGCAGUGUGUUCUAUGCCAGCUCAGAAAACCUGUUCACAUUUCACAACAUUUAAAAAAUACUUAAAAUUAAAAGGAAAAAAAAAAAUCUCCUGAAUUAGCUGGACCUUUGAAGGGAACACUAGUUCAGUGAGCUGACAUGAAGGCUUCUUUAGUUAAUCAUCCCACUAGUUGAAUAUUUUCAGUGGGAGUAAAUACAUUCUCACACAAAGGCAAGCACUUUGUGGAAAGUGCAUUUCAGAGGCCGGUAUUGCUGGGCAGCACUUGAUUGUUGUUAAUGUCAUAGCCAUUUGACAUAAUGAAUGAGUUGGACACACCUUCUCCCAGAAAAGCUGCUUGUCUUAUCUAGCUGGAGAGCUUGUAUGGCUGCACCUCUAAGUACAAAAACUACUCAGCAACUUCUUCUAGUUAACUGAAGCAGCCAAAGCACAGCUGCUCUAUCAAGAAAGGAAGCUGGAAAACGGAAGAUAACUUUGUAAGGUCUAAUUCUUCUUUAAGAUUAUGUCUGGAGUUUUGCCACCUCAUUCUAUGAACUGGAACUUCAUGGGAUAUUCAGCAUCAGUACACCAUACAGCAACUCCCCAUGUUUAUGGGGGUCUGGGAAGAAGUUUUCUAAUAGAUAACUUGUUGAGAGAUGUGGCACAACCGGCUCCAAAGUAUGUCCCAGUGGCCAACAACACUUCUUCAAUCCCUCUGUGUCCUGCAGCAGAACAAAUUAGCCCAUCAGGGGGUACACAUCCUACAUCUUGGGCUUUUCACCUCAGUAAACCAUCAGAUGGACUGCCUGCUCAUUAUCCACAUAUCGAGUCCCUCUACCACCAUAAUUCAGGUGUUUCCAAAUACUUUUUUCUGCAGUCCCUGCCCUUCUACCCGGCAUGCUGUGGUGGGUCCUGUCAGCAUUCUGCCUCCCCCACUGCUUUUUCAAGAAUUGAAAGCAAACUUUCUCUGUUACCAAAUGAUUCAAACAACAAGACGAGGCGUGUGAUUUUGAGACGUGCAGUUUUUUCAGAUGAUCAGAGGAAAGCACUUGAGAAGAUGUUCCAAAAGCAAAAGUACAUCAGCAAAACUGAUCGAAAGAAGCUUGCUGUUAAUCUUUCUCUGAAGGAAUCACAGGUUAAAAUCUGGUUCCAGAAUAGAAGAAUGAAAUGGAGAAAUUCCAAAGAAAAAGAAGUUCUUUCAAAUAGAUGUGUAAAUGAUGGACAUUUAGAAGAGAAAUCUCAAGCCGAUCGCAUGUGUUCAAGUGACAGUGAUUCGUCUCAAGUGCCACACAACAACAGGAACAAGAAGAAAAUAUCAAGCAAGGCAGUACAAUUAGCAGAACGACUCAAGCUUGAUUGCACAGAACAAUCUCUUAGAGACUUAAAGUGUCAUCAAGGCAAACUACACUGACAGGACUUGAAGUAUUUUUAAUGGAACAGUGUAUAUAUUGAAACAUACUUUAUCCUUAAAAAUACAACAUCAUUUCAAAGUGAAGAACAGUAAUACUUUUAGAAGUUUUCAACAAGUACAUUAAUGAUACAAUCCAGUCAAAGUUGAAAAUAAAGUUUUAUAAUGCUUAUAGGGAAAUGUGCUUACCAGUCCAAGGCUUUUGUUUGCAAUCCAGACAUUGUUUUGGUAUAUUGGGCCAUGCCAUUUCUCAAAAUAAUAUGGUUACCGGUAAUCUGGUGUUCUGGGAACAGCAAUGGUCGAGAUACCUCAAACUUUAGGCCCAAUGACAAUUAUGGCGAGCUCUUUACUAUUUCUCACAAAUAUAACGGACAUAUAAAAUGAUGUGACCAAUGGUAACGGAUCCAUUUUAAAAGCACAUUGGGGAAUUUUCUGGAAUCUUGAUUAAUAACAAAUUGGCAUGCAAUUUAUACUCAAUGGACAUUGUGAUUUAAAUAUACCUAUACCAUAAAAUGCAAAAAACAUAUUUUCACAAACAGCUUAAUAAUAUGUCCCACAUAGUUGUUGCACACUACCAUUAUAGCAUCCUUCAGUCAAAUACAUUUCCCAUCCUGAUAUCUUGCAAAUUGCUUAUGAUUUUCUGCUUCCUUAGUCACUUCUUGUUCUCCAGCCUGCUGAUUUGAUGAAGCAGCAGCACAUUAUUAAAGUCACCUGAAAGCAUGUUCACAGUGACAGGAAUUCCAUAAAGCACCACCGGCACUUUUCUGGCGGUAUGCCCCCUUUGAAAAGUUCUGUACCAGUUUAAAAAAUCCCUGCCACCAGUUUUAGUAUCUUUACCAACACAAGCAGCAGAUUCAGGUAGUUCCUAAUAGCACUAUUUUUACAAAGUGGUGGUAUGAAUGUAAUGCAUUCAAACAGUUUGUAUAUCUAGUUUGUAUAUAAUGAAACUGUAAAUAGUUAAAGUGGUUCUAAAGGCAGAAGGUUUUUACCUUAAUGCUUCUCUGCAUAAAGGUAAAAAACCUACUGUAUGCAGUUUUCCAUCCCCCAGCCGCCGUUUUACUUACCUGAGCCCGAUCACGAUCCAGCGAUGUCCCCAAGAGCACAGAGCAUGGCUCGAGAUUAAGCCCACACAAGUGCCAUCAUAGCAAGCGGGUCGCUAUGUGGUGCACUUGGGAGGGGGGAAGAGCAAGGAGUGCUGGUGGGGGACCUGAGAAGAGGAGGAUCAGGGCUGCUCUGUGCAAAACCAUUGCAUUGAACACGUAAGUAUAACAUGGUUGUUAUUUAAGAAAAAAAUAACUAUUUAGAUUUACAAUGACUUUAAGACUUGGUUUACAGACAAUGUGCCUGUCUGAAUGAACCCUUCAGCCUUAGUGCUUCUCCACAAAGAGUGAUCCAUACAUUAAGGUACCUCUUUCUAAGAGGUACAUGAAUCUGUUGCCUACACCAACAUUUGACACACAGAGGCACAGUGGAAAUGGAAAGUGUGCUAUAGAUACUCUUUAUGAAUUACCCUGAGUGUGUUUUGCACAAUGCAAUAAGAAUAACGACCCUUCUGCUCCCAGUCUGAAUCAUACUGUAUAAAUAAAGUAAAAUAAAGA
Molecule: messenger RNA, 3122 nt
Organism: Rana temporaria (common frog)
Lineage: Eukaryota; Metazoa; Chordata; Amphibia; Anura; Ranidae
Gene: DBX2
Product: developing brain homeobox 2
Exons: 4
Coding region: 640-1527 (295 amino acids)
Biological process (GO): regulation of transcription by RNA polymerase II
Molecular function (GO): DNA-binding transcription factor activity, RNA polymerase II-specific; DNA binding
Source: RefSeq, a predicted model, not a curated record